Messenger RNA from Linum trigynum, 9615 nucleotides. Lineage: Eukaryota; Viridiplantae; Streptophyta; Magnoliopsida; Malpighiales; Linaceae. The record is from the annotation of a GenBank genome assembly.
GCAUCUUUCCGACGUGGGGGAACUAAUUACUUAGACUAACUCCAAUCUAAAGAGCUAAAUGACUAUUAGCAUUUUUUUAAUUCCAACCCUCCAUUUUUUAGCUCAAAAAAUGGGUAAUGUCAAAUAAGAAGGGGUUUGGGGCUUCCUAUUUGACUAGCAGCGGAAAUGUGGUGGGAGUGGAUCCGCGACAGUUGCGUCUGGAUCUCCCAAUGUCGCGGGUUCACCAAAAUUUCAGACCAUUUGUUUUUAAUAUCGUUUGUUGAUUUGGUGUGAAGUUAAAUUUUAAGGCUUGUACUCUUGUAGGUUUAGGAAAAAAUUAUAUUUUGGGAAGCUAAAAAUGGACAUUUCAUUCCCUCUUAUUACGUACAUUUAGAAGGGGGAAAAAGAUGUCAAACACCCUUUUUAAAGGCGUCUAUACUUCACUCAAUCCAUCUCUUCUCAUCCACAAAAGCUGUCCGCCACUUCCUCUUACUACGUCCAUCUAGAAGAAACAAAAAAAAAAAAAAAUGGCGAUUCGCCAAAUGAUCGCCUUCCUUCUCCUCUCUCUACUAGCCACCACCGCUUCCUCCGCCCCACCACCUCAAUGCUACACUUCCCUCUUCAGCUUCGGCGACUCCGCCACCGCCACCGGCAUCUACAACACCCCGGGAGCCGAACCCCACCGCUGCUCACAACCGCCCUACGGCGAGACCUACUUCCACAAGCCCACCGGCCGCUGCACCGACGGCCGCACCAUCGUUGACUUCCUCGCCCAGCACCUCGGCCUCCCCAUGCUCCCUCCCUACCACGGCGAGCCCAUCGCCGACGCCGCUCCUUUCCGCCAAGGAGCCAACUUCGCCGUCGUCUCCGCCACCGUCAUGGACUUUGAGUUCCUCAAGGGCAGAGGCAUCACCAGCUGCCAGAACUGCUCGCUCAGCGUCCAGCUGGCAAGGUUCAAGACCCUGCUUGGGUCGCUGUGUAAGAGUCCGGCGGAGUGUAGAGAGUAUAUGAAGAGCACGCUCAUCGUCCUCGGGGAGAUCGGCGGCGUCGAUUACAUGCGCGCGGCCUUGCAGAUCCGCGAUUCGGGCCCGGAGGCCGUCGAAGGGCUGAUGCCGCUCGUCGUCGGGAAAAUCGGAUCGGCUAUCGAAGAGAUCAUCCAGCUUGGAGCGGUUAAUUUCUUAGUCCCCGGCGACUUCCCAAAGGGUUGCUUCCCGGCCUAUCUGACGGAUUUCCCGAGCAACGACAAGAGCGCCUACGACCCUCUCACCGGCUGCCUCAUCUACCACAACGGAGUCUCCAGCAGCCACAACGCAAUGCUUCGUGACGAAAUCCAACGGGUGCAAAACCUCCAUCCCGACGUCAGCAUCCACUACGCGGAUUACUAUGGGCCCACGAUUCGGAUGGUCCAGGACCCGGUCAAGUACGGGAUGGACAAAGCCACGGUGAACAAGGCCUGCUGUGGCGCCGGCGGGCCGUACAACUUCGUCGUGUCGGCCAAGUGCGGGCGGCCGGGGGCGGUUUCCUGCCCGGAUCCGAAGAGGUACGUGAUGUGGGAUGAUCAUCACUGCACCGAGGCGGCGAAUGCGGUGAUUGCCACGGAGGUGGUGCGAGGUCCGCCGUUCGGCUUGGCCUGCCGCGGGAAGCAACCGGCGCCGGCGCCCGGGAAGGAAUUGUAGAGAGAAACUAGCGCGGGGGAUAUAUGAACAAGCCUUAAAAAAAUUUUGUUCGAUGAUUUGAUUAAAUCUAAACUGGAUGCUAUUAUAUUAUUUUUCUCAUAGACAUUUCGAGAGGAAUAACGAGAUACUAUUAUACAAAGAUCUUUUAAGGUUAAAAUUCAAAAGAAAGAAAUAAGUGUUUGUCAACAAGUCGAUGAACCAACGAUAAAAGAGUUUGUUUUCUCACGAAAUGAGCAAUCAUAUUGUAUCUAUGAGAUGUGAAUAGACAUAAGCACUUUGAAGAGAUGUUUGCAACACCUUAUCAAUUUCCAUUAGAAUGCCACCUCCCAAAACGUGAGUCGAUCCGGACUACCGCGAUACAUCACCACAAAAAAAAAAAAAAACAUUAGUUAUAUUGUGAGUCAUGCACCAGGCCAUGAAACCCGAAGAGCCAUGAGUUCUCCGAGAAAAGAUAUCGUGAUGUAUCAAAAUGUUAUAUUUUUAAUUGUACCCUUAAAAAUAUACUUUGAUAUAAUUUGGUAGAUCAUGGUAGAUUAUAGUACAGAAGUUGAUAUCAUGAUGUAUCAAAAUGUACAAUAUUGAUGGUAGAAAUAUACCAUAGUGAUAGAAAUAGACUAGUGCCUAGUAAGAUGGCGGUAGACGCUUAGACGGUAGUAUAAUUGGUUUAAAAUAAUAAUCCUAAUACAUAUAUAAAAAAAAAUAUCACUAUGUAUAUCAGACAGAACUCAUUUCUUCUAGAUAAUUUUUUUUUAAUUCAUGUCAAAAUGAAUGAGGUAAAAUUUCUAGAGGAAAUAAAAGAGUGCUAGAUGCAUGGUAGUAUAUUUUCAACCAACCCUCUUCUAACCAAGUUAUUGAGGCAAAUAUAAUCUUGCUCAUCCAUACAUACAGGUUUUGCUUUCUGAAUUCGAAUGAAAUUCCAAGCUGACCAUUGUUGAUUGUUGAUCAAAAUUGGUACCUAAAUGGAGAAAAAUAACUUGUAUUAUGGCGGCCGUGCAUUGAUGUUAUGUUGGGCUGAUUCAGAGACCCAGCCGACUCCAUUACCAGAAAACGUAUUUAAAUCCGGGACCAGGCCGGCCUGCCGGUCCACAGUUCCGGCCGACACUUCCCCCUCCCAUGUUCCCGUGAGCAUGUAGCUCUGGCGAGCGAGUUAAUCUCUUUCCUCCUUUUACUUACCUCCACCUUGUCUCUUAUAUUAGGUACGAUAAAUAUUCAGGCUGACUCAAAUGCAUCCCAUAAAUGAGUAGUCUUAAUAAAUGGGGGGUGGAGAGCUCCAAUACUGGACUAAAAAUAGGGAAAGACGGUAUUUAUUGGGAGAUCGACAUUUGGGUCGAUCUCGACAUUUAUGGGGAGAGAGUUGGGUGCUGGGCGGGACAAUUGUUAGGACUGGGCAAUGCGCUGCACGCGCAAGGGUUAGUAUGCGUGCGGGGCACUGCCCAGCCCUGGCGGUUGUCCCGCCCAUCACUUUUUUUUUUUAAUUGUUAAUUAUUAUGAAACAAUGUAGUAUGGUGUAUGUCCAUUGGAUGCUACUUUGGAUUCCAUAUGGGAUGUUACAUUAGGAUGUAAUUACUUCCCAACAUUCAUGUGCAUUGAUAGAGGAGAAUGUGAAGGUUAUGUAUAUGUGCCUAUAAUAGAGCUCCCAUUAUAUAAAUGAAGAAGAUGAAUAGGAAGAACUCUUCCCCUCUCUUACCUUGUGUCUUUUCCCAUUCGUACUCUCUCAUAGUUGUUUAUCUACUCCUUUAGUUUCUUAACACGUUAUCAGCACGAAGCUCUGCCAAAGUCAUGGCUGGUUAUUGUCUUUCUACAUAAUUAAAUAUAUUGGAGUAAGAUCACAACACAAUCAAGGUACGCAAAUUUUCAUAUAAUUUCUUGUUGGUAUGUUCAUCUAUUUCAUUGUCUUCGAGAGAUUAUUUGAUCAUGUUAUUUGUUCAUAUUAUUUUAUGAACUUAUUUUAUAUGUGUCGAUUUUGUAACAUUGAGUUUGUGCUUGGACUUUAUCAAAAAAUGAGAAUUGCUCCUGUAGUAGCAAAAUCAUGAAAUAAGUACAUUAUGGGUUGACUUAUCGAUUGCUACAUUGGACAUAUAGAGAAAUGAAAGUCUAAAGAUCUCAUUUUCCACAAAGUGGAAAAAUGAAGAAAAAUGUAUCAUUGGUCUUCAACCUGAUGUAUGAAAAGAAGUUUUACUGAUCCAAGAAUCAAUGGAAGGAAAAUAAAAAUCUAUAUGUGCUCCUGCAGUAGCAAUAUUAUGGAAGAAGUUUUAUAAAGUAUAAGUUAUUUUUGUUUGUUAAAGGUGAAAUGUGUAUUGGACUUGUGAUGAGAAAUAUUAUAUAAUUUGAUCCAAAGGUGGUUGUUUCAUUCCUAGAAGUGAAUGAAAACAAAUCAUUCUUAAAAGUGAAUGGAUCGAGACACACCAUUAUAUAAAUAUAAUUUGAUGUUUGGAUAACGACAAUCAGCAAAUGUAUAUUUUCACCGGAAGUGAAAGAUAGAAUAAUUAUAAAUGAUGACAAUUCAUGUAGCAAAAGUCAUGAUCAUAUACCGUAACCUUCAUAUGUUGAAAUGUGUUAUGAAACACAUAUAUUAUUAUUAUUAUUAUUAUUAUUAUUAUUGUUAUUAUUAUUAUUAUUAUGUCUGCUUUUGUAUAGAAUGAAUAUUCGCGAAAGUUAAUACUGGUAUUAUAUCAUAUAGUAUGAAAGUAAGCAAAAGCUCCGGAAGAGAUUGUGUUUUGUUACUUGAAGUAACUAAAUAAUUGGUGAUAUCAAUAGUAUGAAAAUAUUCUUAUCACUAUGUAUAUGCGCUUACAAUAAUUCAUCGAAUCAGUAUAUUCCUAUUGGCCAAAAUGUAGUACAAGAGUUUGUGAAGGCUCCAGAAGAGCCAUUGUUUUGAUACAUGAAGAAACUAGACUGUCAGUUGAAGAUGCAUUACCGAAUUAUGAAGAUAUUCGUAGAAAUGAAUAUCAUAAUUAAUAUUGCAUCAUAAAUGUGUUCUAAGAGAACAUAUACUUAAAUGGAGAAAUUUGUAUUACAUGUAUAAUAGUACAUUUGAAAGUGUAAACCAGAAGUUUACAAGAUCGGGUAACUUUUUGUUUUAGCAUGUCCGGUCAUACCAUCCCAGAUACAGAUGCGGAAAAAAUGAUUGAGAUAUAUAUCAUAUGGAAAUCAAGUGAGAGAAUUCAUCAAUCAAAGGAUUGAUUAUGUGAUGCAUGCUCUCGAUGAGAAUAUACUCACUUGUGAAAGUAAUUGAAUCUAUUGAGAUUUUAUAAAAGUGUAUGCAAAAAAAUACACUCGUCGCGGAUUCCAUAUGGUAUGUUACAUUAAGAUGUAAUUACCUCCCUACAGUGAUCAUUGAAAUGAAUCCUUUUCAUGGUUAUUUUAUCACAUUCAUGUGCAUUGAUAGAGGAGAAUGUGAAGGUUAUGUAUAUGUGCCUAUAAAUAGAGCUCUCAUUAUACAAAUGAAGAAGAUGAAUAAGAAGAACUCUUCCCCUCUCUUACCUUGUGUUUUUUCCUCUUCGUACUCUCUCAUAGUUGUUUAUCUAUUCCUUUAGUUUCUUAAUAUUAAUUAAUUAUUUAAGGGGAAUUAAUUAAGGGAAGGUUAUCUAAUUAAUUAAGGGGAAGGGGAAUUAAUGUUUGUAUUUAGACUUUUUUUAGUUUGUAUUUAAUUUGUGUUCAAUAGUUUGUUUAUUUUAUUUUAUUUUCUAAGAUGAUUUAAAUUGAAUUCAUUUUAUUGGAAUGAAAAUGCAUUCUUGAAUUACAAAAAAAAUUGAUCCCUACUACAGCUUAAUCGAAUUUCAAAGCAUCUCAACAUCAAUACCAAGCAACAAACAGGACUAAUUAUUUCCAUGCAAGUUCCAAAUAUGCUCGACUAAGUCCUGACGAAGGCCAUGAUGUGUUGGUGCAGCACGAAGCUUAUUAUUCCUAGCCAAGUACUCAGUAGGGCUGGUAUAUCUCUAUCGACAUUAGUUGGUUGUUGGUCGUGGACCUCAUAAUAGAGAUUAUCUUCCAUUUCAUCGUCAGAAUCAACCUGCUCAUCCUCGAUUAUCAUGUUGUGCAAUAUAAUUCAUGUCAACAUUAUAUCAUUAAUUGGGGAAACAUCCCAAGAUUUUUCAGGCCCACGAACGAUUUCCCAUCUAGCUUGAAGAAUUCCAAAAGCCCGCUCUACUUCUUUUUGAUGUGCUUCUUGACAUCGAGCAAACAAGGCUUCUUUGUUUGAGCUUGGAUUGUUGAAUGUUUUCACUAAAGUUGACCACGAAGGAUAAAUACCAUCAGCCAAAUAAUAAUAUUGAUCAUGGGUAUGACCAUUUACGUCAAAUCGUACUUGUGGGGCGGAUAUGUUGAGGAUACAGUCAAACACCGGAGACAUCCCCAGAACAUUGAUGUUGUUGUUCGACCCAGGCGGGCCAAAGAAAGCAUGCCAUAUCCAGGUGUUGUAUGAAGCCACUGCCUCGAGAAUGAUUAUUGGUUUACGGUUGUGCCCCAGGUAUUGCCCAGUCCAAGAAGUAGGACUGUUAAUACACUCUCAGUGCAUGCAAUCAAUUGAUCCAAUCAUACCAGGGAAUCCGCGUUGUGAGCCUUUAUGAAGUAGGAUCCUUAAAUCAGCAAGAGUUGGUGCACCAAGGUAUGUCGACGAGUACAUCCCAAUAAUGGCUCUACAAAACUUCCCGAAGACUUCCAGUACAGUGCUCUGACCCAUACACACGUAGUCAUCAAGUUGAUUAGCUGGAGAGCCAUAAGCUAGCAUGCGUAGUCCACUAGUCAGCUUUUGCUCUGGCGAUAGGCCUAGGUGACCAACGAAAUCACUCCUUCUUGCAAAAGAGGGAUCAUACCUCACAACGUCACCUAUUAUGCGAUUCAAUAGUCGUCGUUGCAUACGAAAACGCCUUCUAAAUAUGCGAGCAUCGUAUGUUGGAUUUGGAUUAAAGUAAUCCUGCAUAAGACGGUCAUGACUGAGACCCUUUCACGAUCAAUGUAGGUGCGACUUGAUGAACGACGACGUGAGGAUGAAGCUUCUUCAAGCCUCCGCCCGGUUACAGCUAAACGGUGAUAGUGAAACAGAUUCAACUCUUCCAUCUCUUCUUCUCCUCUAGACGAUGAGUAAUCUGAGGGACUCAUGAUGGAUAUGUUUUAGAAUAUGGGGGAGAAGUUGAUGGAUGUGUUUGAUUUAGAAAUGGGAGGGAGUUUUAGACAAGUAUUGAAUUGAUGGCAAAUUAGGGAUUUGUAUUUAUAACCGAACGGUCAUAUUCGAACAUGUGCUACCUACCAAUGACAAACCUAGCAUGUGCUACCUAACAACUUUACCUACCAAUGACAUACCGAACAUGUGCUACCUAACAGCCUUACCUAGCAACCUUACCUAACAGUCAUAUCCAAACGGUCACAUUCGAACGGUAACAUCUAACGGUCAUAUUCGAACGGUAACAUCUAAUGUUCAAACCUAACGGUCCUAAAUUCUCUAUAUAUUCAGACUUCAUCUCCUCUCUCUACAUCUCAUUCUUACUAAAUUGAAAUUUUCUGUCAACUUCAUCAUCAUUUCUAUCGUCUUUCUCUCUCUAAAAACCAAACAAUGACAAGCAAGAUAUGAGAGGGGAUAGAGUGUGGCUGCGCAAUUUCGAGUGAACGAUCGAACCUCAGCUCGUACCAUCAAAAUCAUGUCUAACCGAAUGGGCAUAAUAUCCAAAUUCUGCAAGUGUUGGAAUUCAGCUAUCCAAAGGGCAUAGAGGAAUCAACCAAGUAGCACGAAUCAACAAGAUGUGGUAUGAAUUCUCUAUCACCAUCACUGUUAUUUUCUAACUCGAUCAUUAGUAUGUGUGUUCUAUUUUACAACUCCUUUUCCAUCUCAUUCAUUCAUGUGUAUAGUAUAUGACAGAACAACUGUAUUUAAGUAAGACUGGGGAAAAUGACUUCUUGAUCUUCUUGAAAAGGACUUGUCGAAGUUAACACCAAGAAAAAUGAAUUAUUACAAAAAUAAGCAAAAUAUGCUUCUAGGGUAAGAUCAAGAUGAUCCCAACUCUGUUCCCAACUAUUCAUCCAACGCAAGUCAGACCGGGGGAGGAGAUGAGAGUGGAGGAGGAGAUGAAAAUGGAGGAGAUUACGAGACUUACUAUUCUCUGUUGGGCAAUUAUUAACAUGUUAUGUGUUUCAUCUUUAUCAUUUCAAGUGUUGUUUGUAAUCCUUAAGUUUUAUCAUUUUCAAGUAUUGUGUGUAAUCUUUAACCUUUAUCAUUAUCAAGUGUUGUGUGUAAUCUAUGAGUUGUAUCAUUUGAACUAUUAUGUGUGUAAACCCAACUUAGGCCAAUAAUUUUUUUCCCAAAAAAAUCGGUCUCUAAAUUUGUAUAAAUUUUAUCGAAAAAUUUGUAUUUAAAAAUGACGACGAACUAUACAAAAAUUAACUUGAAAAAAUUAUAUUAAGAUGAUAAUAAGUAAAUUUUUAAGUAAACAAAAACUAGAAAAAAGGAAGAUCCCCAAAUUUGGUGAUGGUAGCAUUGGAGCCAAAUUGAAGAAAAUGGGGACAAUCCCCAAAUUUGAGGAUGAAGGUCUCCAAAUUUGGGGUCUUGCAUUGAAGUUGGCCUCAUAGUCUUAUCUGCAGGGACGGAGCCAAAAUUUGAGGUUCGAGGGCCGAAAGUUUUUUUCGUAUACUAUUAUGAAUGUGUGAAUUAUAUAAACACACUAUUAGAUUAUAUUCCCAAAAAAAUAAAUCUAUACGUUAUUAUAUUUCAAACAAGUUAUUAGAUUAUAUGAAUAAAUCAUAAAUUCCAAUGUAUGCCAUGUCCUCCAAUAUCUUUAUAUUGUUUUGGGUAGAAACUUUAAUAUCUCAAAGAAGUAUUGAAUUCUCACCGCUAGACUGGCAGUAGAUUUCGCCUUUGCACUCAUAAGUAUUCAUGAAUAAUCUUCUCAUUGUAUGUAACUUCCUUCCAAUCAUACAUUCCAAUGUAUGUCAUGUCCUCCAAUAUCUUUAUAUUAUUUUGGCCCGAAUUAUACUCAUAUAAUCAACUUUGGCCAAUGGUUUUAGAAAUUCCAACCGUAGCCUCAAUUAUGGCCCAUAUAGACAAAAUUGCCCGAUCCAUGGUUUGACGGUCAGUUUUGCCGCUCCUUCUUCUCUGACUCCUUAUUCUCCAUCGACCACUACCACUCCAUCCAACCCUUUAAUUUAACCCUUUUUUAAUUUAUCUAUAAAUCAGCUUCCCCAUCCAACCCACAAACCAAUCCCAAUUGCCAUCCCCAAAAGAAAAGAAAAAAAAAAUCUCAAUCUCCGUCGCAAACGAAGAACAAGGAAGGACGAAAAUGGUGAAGAAAUUGUUGUUAUCUUCGUCAUCGGCCCCGAAAAGUCGACUUUCGCACAGACUAGCAACCUCCUGAGCCAGUAGCCAAUCUGGGAGAUAUUACCCUCGCCGCCAAGUUCGAUCACCAGCAGCCUCCCGUUAAUUACAAAUUUUCCUCAGAUAAUUAAUUGACUGUUUAAUUAAUCAUCAGACAUCACUUCUUUGUCUCGGUGAAGAAAAUGGAAUUUAAAUUUACGAGAUCGAAAUGAAAUCAGAUCUGAAACUUGUAGAUUUCUGUUUCUUAUUUUGACUUUACAGCAGCUGAGCCGACCACGACGCUGGACCUUCUGCCUGGCAUCGGCAGCUCCUCCGCCAAUCGGGAGGGAGAGCGCAGCGAAUUAUACGACCGGUAGCCUCUGCCUCGGUUCGCCGGGUACGGAUCUACGACGACCGGUGCAGGCAGAGGAAAAGCUAAGGGUGAGUUGGAUCGUAAUCGAUCUGGUUACGAGGCGGUCGGUCGACUGGACGAGAAGUUGAGGGUGCAACUGAAAUUCUCGACGGUGGUGGGGAAAGAGGAAGGAAGCGGGGAGGCGGCGAAGUGCGGGGUGGCGGUCACGUGCAGCGGAGAGGAAGGAGGGAAAUUUUCUUUUUAAUUUUUCAGUUUAUCCUUUUAAUUUUAUAUAUUUAUUACAUUAUUAAAUUUUUAUUAAUAUU